UCGAUGAUCACGGGUGCGCAUGUGCUAACUACCAACAGAAUCGGAGUCACAGCAAACAACCUAAAUGCUGAGCAACAUUUCAUUGACAUUUUAAACAACACGUCAAUCUCACUGUUGGUUGCAACAAAUAUAACACCAUUUUUUGUAGCGCUGUAGGGGUUACCUUAUUUUUUAAGCAAUAACAAAUAGCUUAAAUUGAUUACUACCGCACUGCGCAGUGACUGUUGGGGGAAGUUCGCGGUUGGACUUGGUGUUGUAUUGUCUGCCACAGACGCCGGCGGAGUAUCUUCAACGAGCCGCGUCCACGGCUAAUUUAGAGCGCACCUUCAACAUUGGACUAUUUUCGCAUCAUUAAAGACCGAUAAAAAUAUAUCUCCUGGAGCCGGGACGUCAAUAAAAAGUACAACAUUUUUCGUCUGUUUUCAAAAAUGGCCGCAACAGUGGAAAUGGACGGAAGUAUAAUGGAGGGUGGCGGGCAAAUUUUGAGAGUAUGCGCUGCGUUGAGUUGCAUCAACGGCACAUCCGUCAGAAUAAACAAAAUUCGCGCAGGUAGAAGUACACCAGGAUUAAGACCACAGCAUCUCUCAGGGUUGGAGUUGGUCAGGGACAUUUGUUGUGGAACUCUAGAGGGAGGUUCUGUUGGAUCCACAGAAGUCACACUUAUUCCUGGGAAAAUUAAGGCUGGAAAUCACACGGCAGAUCCCCAAACAGCAGGGAGUGUUGGCCUGUUGCUCCAGGUCUCCCUGCCUUGUGCCCUGUAUGCAGACGGACCCUCGGAGCUCUGUCUGAAAGGAGGCACCAAUGCCGACAUGGCCCCGCAGAUUGACUACACCAUCAAGGUAUUUAAGCCUAUUGUGGAAAAGUUUGGAGUACAUUUUGACUGCGACUUGCGAAUGAGGGGUUACUAUCCCAAAGGUGGCGGCGAGGUGGUGGUGAAGGUUAACCCAGUGAGCGAGCUGAGCCCGGUCAACAUGACCGACCGAGGAACCAUCACUAAAAUCUACGGCAGGUCCUUUGUGGCCGGGGUGCUGCCAUAUAAGCUCGCCAAGGACAUGGCUACCACCGCAACGAGACAUAUCAGGAGGGAAAUUAAGGACCUCUACGUCAACAUCCAAACCCUGCAGGAGAAGGACAUGGCCUGUGGCAGUGGCAACGGCAUCAUAAUCAUUGCAGAGUCUUCCACAGGCUGUAUAUUUGCAGGGUCAGCUCUUGGUAAAAAAGGUGUGUAUGCAGACAAAGUGGGUUUUGAAGCUGCGGAGAUGCUACUCAGGAAUAUCAGGCACAACGGCUGUGUGGACGAGUUUCUUCAGGACCAGCUCGUCCUCUUCAUGGCUUUGGCAAACGGCACUUCCAGAAUACGUACCGGCCCAGUCACCCUACACACACAGACUGCCAUCCAUGUAGCAGAGCAACUCACUCAGGCUAAGUUCACAGUGACCAAGGCAGAGGAUGAGAAUGCCAGCAAUGACACCUUCAUCAUUGAGUGCCAUGGAGUGGGAGUCACCAACCCUCAUUUCUAGCCACGCCUGCACACGUGUUGUCUCCCUGCCCCAUUUAUUUUGACAUCCGCACCGGCUGUGGAUAGAAGAGGCACUGGAAAUACUGGAGGACUCAUAGCAAACACACUACUGUGAUGUCACUGAAUGGUCAGACGCUGAUUCUAUUUAUAUUAUGAUUUAUGGCCCCUCUGGCUAAAUAAGCAAAUUAAUUAUUGGUUUACAAAUGCACAGCCACAUUACGGUUUGUCGUUGUUGUACUUUUCCCCUCCUAUUGCAUUAACUAUCAUUACCCUCUUAGCUUGUAUAACUCAGGGUAUUAAUGCCUUACACUGUUAUAAUAAAAACAUUAUUGGAAGUAGAA
This is a messenger RNA of Esox lucius (northern pike), 1860 nucleotides long. RefSeq names its product RNA 3'-terminal phosphate cyclase (gene rtca). NCBI's taxonomy places the organism in Eukaryota, Metazoa, Chordata, Actinopteri, Esociformes, Esocidae. Gene Ontology annotation, molecular function: RNA-3'-phosphate cyclase activity. The record is from RefSeq and is a predicted model, not a curated record. Gene Ontology annotation, biological process: RNA processing. Gene Ontology annotation, cellular component: nucleus. Bases 429 to 1520 code for a protein of 363 amino acids. The transcript has 11 exons.